UGUCAAAGCUGUCAUAAGUCAUAUGUCAAAUUAGGAUUUUGAUCAGAAUAUUGCGAAUUGGUUUGUUAUUAUUUCCUUUUACAGAUUGUGUCCUAUUUAUUCCGUGUUCAGUCUAUUCCCUUAGGCAUUGGUUUGUUAUACGAUUUAACUUUAGUUUAGUGCCUUUCUUAUAGCCUCUAUGUGCAUCAACAAGCCGUUGGUAACCUUAAAAAAUUAAGUGAACAAUGCCGACUUUUAUGAUGUAUUUGUAAUAAUGGAUUCUUCUAAAGAUUCUUCAUCUAUGAGGAAUUCUGUACAUCUUGAUGGCGAAGGAGAAAAAAACAGAAAUUUCAAGAGUACUCAUAGUUUGUCUGGGCCAAGAGAUAACACAGAAAAUACGUUUACACCUACCGCAAAUCCAAGUUCUAGCUUUGUUCCCUUGAAUGGACCUCGGACGAAUCACAUGAAUUCCUUAGCUGGCAAUGAACCAGGUCCUCAAUCCAGCAAGUGUAGCGAAAGUCAUCCUGAAACGAAUAAAAAUCUUUGUAAUUCUACUCCAUCACAAAUGUGUAACAAGAAAGUGGGUAACUCAAACACUGAUCAGGCGGAUGCUGCGGUCGCGGGUAACAGCAGGUCUAUACCUACCUUGUAUGACAAUGGUACAGAGUCCAACCCAGACAAGCAGUCAUGUCAGAGACACAAAGUAUGCUUGGACAAGGCAGGGAGCAGCAGUCUACCCUCAACUAGUGGAACAAGCAGAGCUAGUGACAACCCUGAGAGCAGUCAGUCCUUCAGAGAAAAUAGAAAAAGGCCAUCAAGUCUGAAGUUAAAUAGGCCUAACUUAGAUGAUGAGAGUUCUAGUGACACUGGCAAUGAUGAUUAUUCAUUAGGGUCAGAAGAUGGGUGUAUUUACACAUACAGGGGUGGAGAACACUUGGCUGACUUGCCAAGCUCAUUCUUCAGUUUAGACAUGGGUUUGCCUUUAGACAAGCAUUUACCCAUGCCUAACUAUGUUGGGCCUCAGCAAGGGGCAGCUGCAGGUAGGGAGCAGCCUUCAAGAGCAUCUAGUCCUGACAUGGAUUUCUUGGAAAUGGACUUUGAUCCAGGACCUUCAUGUGAGGUGGACACGGGUGACGAGUCUUCCCCUGAUGCUGAUUUAGAGUCUGCAAGCAAUAUGCCUGAGGAAAAUGAACCUGUGUUGAGAGGGACUUCUCCAGAAUAUGUGGCUCCUAGGAGCUUUCCUGCACCAGUGCCUGUCCUUGUGAACCCAGCGUUGGAGUCAUAUGGGAGUGUUGACCUAUAUUCAUACAGUGUGCCAUCAACAAGUCGAGGAGUGACCGGUGGUCAUGGUGAUGCUCCAGAGAGCAGUAGCUCACAUGCAGACCAGAACUACAGUUUUGGUCCAUAUAUCACUCAUGUGAAUUCGAGGGGUGAGCAGCUUAUUGUCAGAAGGACUAUGUCACAUGGGCCAAUUAACUUCCCUGGCAGUGUGCAUGUCACCAGUGGAGAUUUGGUCUCACCAAGGGAGAUCUUGAGCUAUGAUACGGAACAUUUGGAAGGACCAUUUGCAUAUCAAAUCAACCAGGGUUCUUCAAUAGAUACAGCCAAUCUGUCAUCAGCUUUAUAUCAUGUAACUAUGGCCAAGAAACUGAUAGCUGAAAAGACUAAAUUAGAUGCUGAAAACCAGGCUGCUGCUAAGGCGACGGAAGCGACGGCGAGUACGAGUUCAAGUAGCGCGGCGUGCGUGGAGCCCCCGCGGUGUAUGAUAUGGUCCGAGUGCGAGGCCUGCGAGCGACAGGUCACGCAGAUCAGCACCUCGGCCUGCGGGGCCACUGCUGUUGUUAAUGUUUUUAAUGCGCUGGGCGUGCCUGUGAAUCUAGAGAAGAUAAGUUCAUCUGUCGGUACGAGACAAAGAGCUAAUAAUGCUCCAUUACCUAGAUAUUUAUUAUCUCGAGCCGUGGCUGGUUGUACGGCGGCGGACCUGGUCACCGGUAUACACAAGGCUUCCGAUGGGCUGGUCACCGCAAGGUUCUUCCCGACGCACCCUGAAAGGGUCAUAUCCUUGUCGCAUUGGCUCGCCGACUGGAUCACGCUUGGUGCAGUACCAAUCCUAACGCUAAACCUCCAAGCUGGCUGCGACAACGACAUCCCAGACGCUUGGCACCAUCAAAUGGUAUUCGGCGUGUCACCCCGCGGGGUCUACCUCUGUAACCCCGUCGAGUGCGUCCGCGAGGCAACACUGUGGCCGCACCUCACGUCACCCUCAGUACUGCUGAUCAAGACUAGAGAUGUGCUCUCGAGGUUCACUGCCGAUACGGACUUGACACCCUUGAUGGUCGUGCCUGAUCGAAGAUUCCAUACUUUUAAUGUGCUUGGUCAAGUAAUAAGCGUGAUCCGGGAAUGUCGCGCGAUAGGAUGGGGGGAGUACGGUACCCGGACUCGUCAUAUUCGCAUCCCGGCGUCCUACCAGGCCGGGGUGACGGUCGCCGCUCUCACCGGCUCCGAGGCACAUCGCCGGCUCAUGGUAGCCCCCCAACUCCCUAUAAUCGACCCCGCAUGAACAAGUGCGUAUCAAUUUAUAUCACCUUUUCAAUAACAUCAAUAAGUGUAUAUAGAAAUAUGUAAUGUUUGGAAGGUUGACACCAGGUUUCACUGGUUACCAAUAAAGUGUCUGAUAUGCUAUCUGCUAGAUAAUGGCUGCUUAAAAUUUCUGUCACAUAAAUUCCUGAUUGGCUAUCAGAGACUUUAUCAGUAUUCAGUGGAACUGGUCAUAUAAAUAUAAGGUGAGCUGCGCGGCUGAGUAUUUUGCCGCGCAUUUUAAGUGUUCACUUAAGGAUGGGUUGUUUUGUUCCGUAUUGUCGGAUAUGUGACGUUACGGUAUUAGAUUGUUUCGUGUGUCGAUUAUGUAUGCACCCUAUUCUAAACGGUGUUCAGUGAAUUUUGAGUGUUCUAAAAGGUGAUAGGUGGCUUAGUCGCGCGACGAUUUAUUCAGCUAAAUUGCACGUGAAAUAAUCGGUGAAAAAGUAAUAUAAUAAUUAUAUUGACUGAAUUGGUAGCACUACUCUAAAAGACGUUGAAUUUUCACUCUAACCAUUUCAUGGUUAUGAUGUAAGAAAAUUUUAUUCCGUUCGUGACUGAUGUCUUGUUUGGUAUUCAAAAUGCCAUUGUGUGCACGCCAAAUAGCUGUAGAUAUUCUAAUACUGAUGUAGUGAAUAGUUCUAUAGGUACCUUAUUUAGCAUCGUAAUAUAAACGACGUAUUCGUGAGAAAGUGAGACAGCGCUUAGGAUAGUUGCUCGCUAAAAGAGAACAAAAAUCACUCGGUUACCGAGAUCUGUCGCUUACACUAUUUUCAAUUAGUUUAUUUUACUUUAUACUCGUGUAUAAUACAUAACCGCAUGUCAAUAACAUUUAGAAAGUAUCAAAACUAAUUUCGAAUAGUGGAAAAUGUUCGCGGGUAACAGAAAUUGUACCGUUGUAAGAAUCAAAGCAACACAUUUUUGCAUAUAAUGGAACACUUGAUAGUUAACGAGGACCACCGAAUUUAACAUUGUAUUAGAAAUAACUCGAUCUGAUCACAAAUAAAUAUUGAUAAAUGUCGGAAAAGAUAGUCGCAGGCGCAUCAGUGAAGACGAAAAGUUACUUAGCAUGUUUAGCUACGGUUUGUUGCCAUCUCUAUCUAACUUAUGUUGUUCGACAUUUGUAGGACAGAGAUAGGUAUAUUGGAUCUUAAAACGUACCAUCUAAUUUAUUUUUAUUUCGGCCCUAUUUUUCUCUUUUCUCGAUGAUUUAGCAAGCUUUGUAUUUUUAUGUAAAUAUUUUCGUUUAAAUAAUUAUUUUUAAUUCGAAAUAGUUCGAUUCUGUUUCAACUCAACACUCUGUUGCUAUGACAACAGCCGGUUGUCAUAGCAACAGGUUUGUAGCUAAUGUUGCGGGUUGAAGUCCCCGAAUGUCUUUAUUCGGGGACUUCAACCGAGACCGUAUUCAUCGAUAUUAUUACAUGCUAGAUUCAAAAUAAAAAUCUAAGUGUAUUUUUAACAGUUCAUUUCAUCCGAAAUAAAAAUUUUAUAUAAACGAAUAUAGGCUUGCUCAUACUUAAUUUAUAUUGCUUGCAUUGUAUGUACGAUACUGUGUGAAAAUAAUAUCGAUGAAAUUUUAACCUUAUUUCAACGCAAUAAAGAUCACAAUUUGAUAAUAAUGACGGUGUGGCCAUCAAACUAAGUUUAGCAAUAAGAAUAUUAAACGAGCAUGUAUGUUUAACCGUACAAACUUACUAACAUGUUAUCUUUAGUUACGGAUAUGCACAAAUAACGUAUUUUAUUCAAUAAAUAUUAGCUAUUUUAUGUUAAAGGGCUGCAUUAUCGUACGUCGCUCAAAAAAAACUAUAAUUUCACUGUGUAUAAUAGUUAUCUACUUAUUUAGUAACCGAACGUUUUCGUAAACUGAAGCUGUGUGAUUGGCUAAAUUUUAUUAGCCAAAUAAGAUUGUACAUAGAUUUUGUAAGGGAAAAUAUUGUUAGUCAAUUGGUGCUUACUAGUCAAAAUUAUAUUAGCACGUACUAAAGUUUGCUAUUCAAGUGAGGAACGCAACAUUUUAUGGCACUUCUUAUUUCAAACUAAAGAACGAGAUCGAAAAUCCUUUUCAUUUGUUUACAACGAAGGCUACCGCGUAUGAAAUCGCCGCUAGAGGCGCUUGUGUAGCGUGAGGUUUUCGAAACAUCAAAUGUAACUGUUUUUUUACGCGCGCGAUUUUAUAUUUCUAAUUAAAUUAAUAUUUCGAAUAUUUAAGAAUACUUUAGAUUAAUUAUGGCAAAUACAGAUUACGGAUCUAUAAAUGCCUUUCUUUUUCGAGCAACACUGUGGCAUCGCCAGUACGUUCACACUAUAGUUUUAUUGUAUUAAAUAUGAUUUAAUAUAAUCAUCUAAUGUAGAUCUAAGUUUUGGCGCUCAUAAUAGGAACUUUGAUAGCCGUAGUUUAGGACCUCACGCUACAGUCGCGCCAUCUGGUGAAACAAAAAACGGUAGCCCCAUUAGCUGCACUUACAUACUACUUGUAUGUGAGUCGUUGGAACUAAUAUCAACUCUAAGUACUACACAUAAGGUUCAAUUUCAGUUGAAUAGCCCAGUCCAUAAUAAAGUUGUGUUUCACAUUUGAACAGCAGAAGUCUGGUAGUCAUUUCAACGCGACAAAAUAUACCUACACAUGUAAACGUUAUCGCACUCGAUGCUAACGCUUAACUCUGUACUCUAUUCGGUAAUUAAUUUAAUAUGUUACGAGCUUGUUACGAGGUGUUGCUGAGUGUACCCGAACGUUCCCGAACGUUGCCGAAUACUUCCAAUUGUUUAUUGUUGUUAUGUUGGAGUGUUGCUUACAAGUUAAAUCUUUUUACGUCUAGCAACAAUAACACUGUACUUAUUCGCAGUGUGUUUAUGUUAUUUAUUAUUAUAAAUAGUUUAAAUGUUAAUAUAUUAUAGUUCUAUUUCGUAAUAGGUUAUAGUAUGUUGUCUACUCAAGGAUUUCUCAUUAGUACUAAUUCUGUGCCUAAAUUGUCCCGACCAAGAUUUGUAAAAAAACGGGCAAAAGAACCCAAGCAGUAUUAGCGAACGCAAAUACUGAGUUCCCAAAGUUAUUUAUUUAUUAUUCACAAAACAAAAAACUUACACGCACUUUUCUAUAAAUAAAACAUUUAAUGUGUAAAUUAUUGAAACAGAGGCCUUGAGUGGUAACAAAUCGUUGUUUAUUUAUAUAAAUACUCUCACCUCGUAACAAGCUACUCAAAAUGUCUGUAGUGUAGGUAUAAUAUUUUGCAAAAGUGGUUAAUUUAAAAUUCUGCAUUUUACUUUAAGUACCUACUGCUGUUUGUGAAGGGUCAGUUAUACUACCCCUUAUACUCGAUUAUAUAAAGCAAUGUCAUGUAUAACAUUAUAUUUUUGGAAUAUACUAUGAUAGAACCCAAA
This is a messenger RNA of Helicoverpa zea (corn earworm), 5934 nucleotides long. RefSeq lists its product as uncharacterized. The coding region runs from base 254 to 2539 and encodes 761 amino acids. NCBI's taxonomy places the organism in Eukaryota, Metazoa, Arthropoda, Insecta, Lepidoptera, Noctuidae. The transcript has 8 exons. The record is from RefSeq and is a predicted model, not a curated record.